This is a messenger RNA of Opisthorchis viverrini, 339 nucleotides long. RefSeq lists its product as hypothetical. Lineage: Eukaryota; Metazoa; Platyhelminthes; Trematoda; Opisthorchiida; Opisthorchiidae. The annotation marks the transcript as partial. The transcript is spliced from 2 exons. The record is from RefSeq and is a predicted model, not a curated record.
AUUUGUGUCAACAGACUUGUAAUGUGCUUCUACACUUUGCCUCUGCUAACGUUUAUACACACUACCUUGUCGAAUCGCAGGACCUUUACAAAACGGAUCAACUUGCCGGCAAACUUCUUCCUUGUUUGUCCUUUUUAACUGUGGACCCUGAGAAAAGCAUUCGAGAUGAUGCAUUUCAAUCCAUAUACACGGUGUUGGACCAUUUGAAAAAGUUUCCCACAGGGCUUUACUGUUUCCUUUUUGAGAUCGAUGAUAUCCUCAAGGAUAUUUGUGCGAAUCGGACGGCAUCGAACCACUGUCCGCUUCCCCAUUUCGACACCUGGUGCACGUGGACGUCGU